UUAUACUGAUUUGUGAGACUUGUCAUUUGUUUUAGCUCUGAGGUAUGAUUAUUACUCAGUUGAGCAGCAGUGGGCAGCUCCUUGGAUGUAUAUACUAAUACCACCACAUAGACCGUCACUGCUACAGAGAAUAAUACAUCAUAGAUAAUACAAGACUAGGCAUGUCUCUACUUCGGUUGUCAAGCUCUCAGAGAGUCUUCAGGAACUUAUCUCUGAUCGUACUGAGUGGCUCUGUCUGUUUGUUCCUGUGGGCCGCUCUCAGACCCUGCUCUGACAGGAAGCCUCUCCGCUCUCCAGACCUCCUCCCUCUGCACUACGCUGUAGACUUCCCUGCCUGCUCAGCCAUCAUCCGAGGAGACAUAGAGGGUCUGGAGAAGGAACAGCUCAGGAGACUGCUGAAGACCAAGAAGAAGAGCCAGUUGCUGUCGGAGGCAUUCUACCACAAUGUGACACAGGACUGCCAGAGAUUCGUCACAGACAGAGAGUUCAUUACCAUGCCUCUCAGCCCGGAGGAGGAAGAGUUCCCCAUUGCAUUCUCCAUGGUCAUCCACGAGAAGAUUGAGAUGUUUGACCGGCUCCUGCGUGCUUUAUACACUCCUCAGAACGUCUACUGCGUCCACAUCGACCAGAAAUCAUCCGAGGACUUCAAGAGUGCAGUGAGGGCUAUCGUGUCCUGCCUACCCAAUGUGUUUGUGGCCAGUAAGAUGGAGAGCGUCAUCUAUGCCUCCUGGUCCAGAGUGCAGGCUGACCUGAACUGCAUGGAGGACCUGCUAAAAUCACCUGUCCAGUGGCGGUACCUUCUCAACACCUGUGGAACCGACUUCCCCAUUAAGACCAAUGCUGAGAUGGUUCAGGCCCUCAAGCUGCUGAACGGAAAGAACAGCAUGGAGUCAGAGGUCACCAACGGCUACAAGAAGGGCAGAUGGCAGUUCCACCACAACGUCACGGAUACAGUAGUCAGGACAGAGGUUAAGAAGACCCCUCCACCAAUCAACACCCCCCUGUUCUCUGGCAACGCCUACUUCGUGGUAUCCAGGGCCUUCGUCCGUCACGUGAUGAAGAGUCAGGAGGUCCAGGUUCUGCUGGAGUGGGAGAAGGACACCUAUAGUCCUGAUGAACACCUGUGGGCCACUCUGCAGCGCAUGCCCGCUGUCCCAGGCUCCAACCCCCCCAACAGUAAGUACCAGCAGUCUGAUAUGAACUCCAUAGCCAGGGUAGUGAGGUGGAGCUACCUGGCUGGGGAUGUGAGGAGCGGAGCCCCCUACCCCCACUGCUCCGGGACCUACAGGAGAGCUGUGUGUGUCUAUGGAGCUGGAGACCUGCAGUGGCUCCUAAACCAACACCACCUUAUCGCUAACAAGUUUGACCCCGAGGUGGAUGAUGUGGCUAUUAGAUGUCUGGAGUCAUACCUGCGCUUCAAAGCAACACACCGUGUAUCAUUAAAGACAGUGGAAUCUGGGAGUAUCGUACCAAAACUAUUAAAUGUUAACAGGUUGUAAAUACGGUAAUACACAUGUAUUUAUAUUAUAUGAUAUAUUUCUGAUUUGUACAGAAUAUUUAUGAUUGCCAUGCUUAUUUAAAAUAUGUUUUGGAUUGUAUUGACUUUUGAGUUAUUAUCCAGAGCAACUUAACAUUAGUGAUUGUUGUAUAUAUCUGAUGGUACUGUAUUGAAGGUUGGAAAUACAGUCAUGUAUGUUUAUUUCUGUUUCUUUAACUGUUGGGGUUGCACUGUAGAUUUUUCUGAAUGCCAUGUACUGUAUUUCCUAGAUAUAUAUCCUCCUGUACUCGUUAUUUAUUACGCAGCACCGCCAUCUAGUGGAAUGACUUGUCUAACUGGACACAGCAGUACUGUAACCUCAUUAUAACAGUUAUAUAUGUGUACUCAACAAUGCCGGGGUGAAGGUUGUAUAUCAUGAUAAGUUAUUGAUUACAGAAUCAGCUAAUCUUCUCUCAGUGUUUUAAUUAAUGUCAACAAUAUCUUGAGUUACACCAAGGUACUAAGGCUGCUUGUUACUUUGCCUACUCAUAAAAAAAAAUGGUUGUUGGAACCAUCAAUCAUUUCUGCACAGCGUACUGUAUGUUGACUGUAUCUAAAUUGAGUCCAACAUGAAACCCAGUCUUGUCAUGUAAUUUAGUGUUACUGUAGUAUAUCAUUUAUUAAGAAUAAAUAUGCCUGUCACGCCCUGGUCGUAGUAUUUAGUGUUUUCUUUAUUUUGGUCAGGCCAGGGUGUGACAUGGGUUUAUUAUG
Molecule: messenger RNA, 2248 nt
Organism: Oncorhynchus keta (chum salmon)
Lineage: Eukaryota; Metazoa; Chordata; Actinopteri; Salmoniformes; Salmonidae
Product: beta-1,3-galactosyl-O-glycosyl-glycoprotein beta-1,6-N-acetylglucosaminyltransferase 3-like
Exons: 1
Coding region: 162-1499 (445 amino acids)
Cellular component (GO): membrane
Molecular function (GO): acetylglucosaminyltransferase activity
Source: RefSeq, a predicted model, not a curated record